AAUAAAUUUAAGAUUUCUAACUUAACUGUUAGUUUAACUGUAUGUAAUAUUUAUUUUUACUAAAGCAAAUGGCGUUAUACUAUUAAAUAUGAGUUAGAAAUAGUUUCCACCUGUUUAUAUAAAACCUUGUAACAAUUGACGUUAAUUUUUCGAUUGUCAAGCAUAAAGAAAAGAUAAUGGAUUUGCAAGGUGAUGAAGAGCUUGAAGCUCUUCGCUUGGCAGCAUUGGCCACAUUAAAAACUCAUCCGUCUAAAAGGCGAGACUCAGGAAGUUUUGCGCCUGAAAACAUUUCAAAAGUUAGUACAUUAAUUACAUCAAAGUCUGCAGAUCAACAAACUUACUCAAUGAAAGAUAUGUGUGAUCAGUCUCAAGGAUCUGUGUAUGGCAAUCAACAGUCUUGGAGAAAUUCUCAACCAUCAAGAAGAGGCAGGGGAAGACAGUUUCCUCAGAAAGGAAAUCAGCGUUCAAAUUUGAUAGUUAUCACACCUGUGAAUCUCUGCAAGAAGACAGAUGAAAAAGAAACUCCAUCUCAUCUUGUUCUUCCUCAACAUAAGUGGUGUCAAUCUGUAAAUGAAGAUUCAUCUUCUCCUAAAUCAUACCGGCGAAUAGGACCAACCAGAUUUAAUCGUCAUGGAUCAGAUUCUGAGAGUAGUGAAGACUCAGACUAUGAUAACAGUGAUAAUGAUUCUUAUAGUAAUGAUACAGUUCUGCAAGACGAACCAUCUGAACCUUUCUCAACAUUUACUCCUGAAGAAAAUACAGAGGAUGAACGUUUAGUUGAGAAACAGCAGACAACUCCUGAUCGACGUUUGAGUUUUCAUAAUAUAGAUUCGCAAGAUAAAAAAGCAGAAAAUGUUCAUAAUUCAAGGAAAGAUGCAUAUUUAAAUAGUUCAAAAGAAGAAACAAAGACUUUUAAAGCUGUAUCUAAAGAAAAGCUUGAAAGGGAAUUUUCUGAUAAUUACCAUAAUAUAAGUUCUACUGGUGAUGAACAUGUAUCCAAAAUACGUAGUCAUUCACCCAUUCAAUUUCAAAGAAGUCAGAGUAAUGGUGGAUCAAAUUCAAAAAAGGACAAUUUAUCCAGAAACUACAUGACACUUGAAAAAGACAAUUACAAAUAUUCAAGAAAGCAGUCAGAAAAACGUAUAGAAACUGAUUCUCAUCAUAAUUUCACUAUGAAUGAUUCAAGAAAUCAUAUGAAAAAUCUUUCUGAAGGGGAUUUACGAUACGAACUUAAAAAAAGGAUGCAAGAAAAACCUUUCAAGACAAUUGGAUCUCGAAUUCAAAAUGAUUCAUUUGAUAAUCAUUAUUCAAUAGAACAGAAUAGGAAUCAUAUUCAUCUAAGACGUUCUGAUAGUAGUGAAGAUAGUGAUCAUGCAUACAAACAUAAGUCAAGAGAUUACAGAUUCCGUGAUCAUAAAACUGAGGCACAAAGUCAUAGUUCAUCAGAAAAUGAUCACAAUACUAGUCCUAUCAGAAAUCAUGUUAGCCAUAAUCGUUUCCAAACUGAUGUUCGAACAAACCUUAAUCGUAAGCGAGAACGCAGUCACAGUUCAGAAAGGAGCUAUAAACGAAGUCGUAGUCAGAGUCUUGAGCGACGAAGUGAAAUUCAAAUUCGUAGGCGCAGAAGGCAUAGUGGGCGCUCUUCAUCAUCAACUAGCUCUAGUUCUAGUUCCAGUAAAAGUAGUAUCUCAAGUCCUCGACUACGAUUGGUUUCAAGUGUUGUUAAACCUGUUGCAAGGACAGAUGAAUCAAAAAUUCGUAGUAAUGAUACUGUAUCAGAAAAGCGUUCUCUAUCAUUAACUGAAUCGAGUUCUCAUGCAAUAUUGAAAAGGCAAAGAAAUUCUGAUGAAAAGCCAAAGGCUCUUUCAUCUAUGGUGAAAAAUUCUGUUUCUGGAUGUGAGAAGCAUAUUAAUACUUCGGAUGCUGUUAAACGGGUUCCUGUCCAUAUGCGUCUUGGAACACUUCCUCAUAAAAGAGUAAUUAGAAUGACAAAGGAUGUAGAAGCAGCUUUUAUCAGUACAAGUAGUGAUGAGGACGCUGAUGUAAAUACAAAAUAUAAAAAGCAGAAUUAUCGUGUUGUAACUGAACUAUCGGGGAAUAAAUUAGAUGAAGUUUCAAAACGACAUGUUGAAAAGAGUACCUGUAGAAAUUUAGAUGUGUUCAAAGGCAGAAGAAUGAAAAUUGAAAGGUGACCUUGUAAGCAGGUUCAUCUCUUGCACUGCUACAGAUAACACUGACAUGUACUUUUCACUGUUUACUUUAUGUAAAUGAUUGUAUUGAAAAAAAAUGGCCAGACAAUUAAUGAUGUGAUAUGUGCCUGUGAAGCAACCAAUACUACAUUUUGGAUGGAAACGCUUUGUACCAGCAUUUUCUGUAACCAGAACAUCCAGGAAAACUUGUUGCCUGAACAUCUAAAAGAUAUUGUUAGCCAAACAUCUGAAAAAUGUUACAUUUGGAGUUGAAAUUGUUGUUUGUAAUUAUUAAAGUCUUCAUGAAAGCAUACUCAUUAAAAUUGUUUUCUUUAAA
Molecule: messenger RNA, 2526 nt
Organism: Argiope bruennichi
Lineage: Eukaryota; Metazoa; Arthropoda; Arachnida; Araneae; Araneidae
Exons: 7
Coding region: 177-2192 (671 amino acids)
Source: RefSeq, a predicted model, not a curated record